Candoia aspera is the source of this 6166-nucleotide messenger RNA. It is a transcript of the gene ELK1, whose product is annotated as ETS transcription factor ELK1. The transcript has 6 exons. Bases 542 to 1789 code for a protein of 415 amino acids. Gene Ontology annotation, cellular component: nucleus. Gene Ontology annotation, biological process: regulation of transcription by RNA polymerase II; cell differentiation. Lineage: Eukaryota; Metazoa; Chordata; Lepidosauria; Squamata; Candoiidae. Gene Ontology annotation, molecular function: DNA-binding transcription factor activity, RNA polymerase II-specific; sequence-specific DNA binding. The record is from RefSeq and is a predicted model, not a curated record.
GAGGCAGGAAGAAGAGCGGAUCCGCCCCCUCUCCCUCUCCCCCUCCCCGCACCUUCUCCCCCAUUCACCCUCCCCAGCACAUCCCGAAGCACCCACGCCGAGUGGCAAGGCGGUCCGGCGACGUCAAGGUCUUGCGGGGGACACUCGCCGCCUCCCCACGCGAGAGAGCCCGCCUCGCCAGCCCUCCGACACUGAUCCAUCCCAGCGGAGAGAGCCUCAACUUGAGACCGGUCAGGAACCUCAGCUGGGACCAGAAAAGGUGGUGGGAAAGAGCAACAGGGCCAGCGGAGGAGCUGGGAAGAAAAGUGGGAACUGGAGGACGAAGACGAGCCAUUGUCGCCCGGGAAGCAGCAAGCGGACUGGCAACCCACCCGCCUCCCGGCGGCAGAGCUGGGGGCCCCCACCCAGCCCAUGGAGCCGCCGGGAUCUGGCUUGGGGGGAGCCGCCAUGCUCGCUGGUGAGUAGUAGACGAUGGAGGGAGAAGGAAAGACCUCCGUUCAUGUCUCCUCUCUAAGUCUCAGACCUUCGAGAUCCGGAAGUCAUGGAUCCCUCAGUCACUCUCUGGCAGUUUCUUCUGCAAUUGCUGGAACAGCAGAGCAAUGGGCAUCUGAUUGCAUGGACAUCCAAUGAUGGGGAGUUCAAGCUGGUUGAUGCGGAAGAGGUUGCACGACUCUGGGGCCUGCGGAAGAACAAGACCAACAUGAAUUAUGACAAGCUGAGCCGGGCCCUGCGUUACUACUAUGACAAAAAUAUCAUCCGCAAAGUCAGUGGGCAGAAAUUUGUCUACAAGUUUGUUUCUUACCCAGAACUUUCAAGUAUGGAAGGCAUGAAGGAUGAGGCAGGUACCAAAAAACCUGAGCAGGUCCCAGGCGAGGCCAAAGCAGGUGAAGGAGCAUUUGGUACCUCCAAAGCUGCCCGAGGAGGCGGAGGUGCCCCACGUAGCAGUCGAAAUGAAUACAUGCGUUCCGGGCUGUACUCCACUUUCACCAUUCAGUCGCUGCAGACCCCUGCGCUGGCUGGACGGGCCACCCGCCAUGAGAUGGAGGUCUUGCCUGUGGUGCCUCCCCUCGCUGCUGCUCCCGAGCCAAUGGCCCCCUUUUCCAUGGCCCCAGUGGAGGACCUGCCCCAACUGCAUAUAAGCAUUGAGGAACCAGAGGAGUCUCAAGAGCCACUGCAGGUCAUAGUGGAGCCCAUUCCUUUGGAGACUCCUGCACUCAAUGAGAAGGUGCUGGUGAAAGUGGAGGAGAACCUUGACCUUGACGAAGAGGCAGCUGCUCUGAUGGUUUUAAUGGAUGGUGGUGUGAAGGAAGAGACAGCUCCCUCGGAGAAGUCUUCUCUGGAGAAGGAUUCUGUGGAGGCUGAGCUGCAGCAAGAUGGGGAUAGGCUACUGAAGAAGGAAGCACAGUCUCCCAGCCUGGUGUCUGUUUCUCUUGAAGGACAGCCCCAGAAGGGCAAGAAGCCUAAAGUCCUGGAGCUUCCAUCAUUGCCAACCCAGGAGAAAGUGAAUGCAGCUGUUAACAGCCUCCUGGCACCAGGCGGGACAGGGAGCACCUUGACACCAACCACAGUUAUUUCUUCUCAUGCACUGACUCCAGUCCUGCUCACCCCAAGUUCCUUGCCACCCACCAUCCACUUCUGGAGUACCUUGAGCCCCAUUGCACCACGUAGCCCAGCCAAGCUUUCCUUCCAGUUUCCCAGUAAUUCUAGCUCACAAGUUCAUAUCCCGUCACUCAGCGUGGAUGGACUCUCCACUCCUGUAGUCCUUUCUCCUGGUCCCCAGAAGCCAUAAUCUUCCCUCUGCAUCAUCGUAUUCCCUACUCCUGCCAAAGAACUGGCUUGAGUCUCUUUUCAAGCACUUGGGUCUACUUCUUCAGCUAGACAGCUAUGUGUCCCUUCGUUAACUGGAAGAACGCUUUGAUGAUUCAAGCAGUGUCAGCUUGAAGAACGAAAAUGGCAUAGCAAGCAGAUUCAUCCACUAGUUUCUGAUCUGUCAGAAUUUUCCUUUGAAACCAAAUGGUGUUUUGCUGAUAUCAAGCACUUGAUGUAUGGCACUUGCUUCCUGUUGAAAAAUUUCAGGCAGACCUCAAAUACAUCUGUGAGGGCAAUGAGAAUAUAAGCUUUAUUUGGUCUCCUCUCCAAGAGGCUGCCCGUAUUUGACUCUGUUGUGGCAAUAUGGCUUUCCUUUUCUGUCCCCUGUGUUGGUAGUCAAUCUUUUAAUACAAUUUAGCUGUUGGUCCAAGGUCAAGAAGGCUACCAAUCUUCAUCUACCUUGCAAGGUAAAUCAAAUAUCUCAUUCCAUCUCAAUUUUUUUUCUGGCUUAGUUUUAGCUUUGUUAUCAGUAGAGAAGUAGGUCCUGCCAGCCAUGUUCAUUUUGGGAGUAUACAAAGAAACCAGUGUCAGCCAUAUUUGUUUUGGCUAUGUAUGGACAAUAGGUUGAUAUGUAAGCCAUCUUUGUUUUUGCAGGAUAGAUAGAAUAAGGAAUUUUGAUCAGCUUUAGUUUUGAAUGGAUGGGUGUGGGAGUGCCAUAGCUACUCACAUCGAUUGCAGCUGAACAAAGAAGAGAAGAGAAAGCGCUGUUGAUCAUGUUUCUUCUGAGUAUUUCGUAAAGAAGGUAUAUUGAUACAUAGGUCAUUACUGUAUUUGAUUUGACUUCAUAGAAAAAAAUAACGGGAUGUGUUUGCUGUGCAACACAAUAGGAGCACACUGUCAGCCAUACUCAGUUUGGCCGGCUAAAGCAUCAGCAGCAACAAUUGUGCUUACUUUGGAUAAACUCUGUUGAUUGUGAUUCUUUUGGUUCACUGAAGUAGGAAUCUUUCUGGUAUUUCUUUGGGAGAAAAGUGCUCCAUUUGACACCAGGACUACAGCUGGGGAAGUUUUGAUCAUUUUUCCCCCCAUUGGUCAAAAGUCACCGGUUCGUCAACGUGGAGACCAGAGAAUGAUGUCUGCUUACUGAUUUCAAGAUCUACUUUCUCUUGUUGCAGAAUGGUUUCCUUAAUUUAUUUCCUGACGCUCAAAAGUCAUGAAAGAAAUGACCAGAGGGGAAAUCUUAACCCUCUCUAUUUUUGAUUAAUUUUUAUGGUUUCAUUUCUGUCAUCAUUGGAGAAAUGUCAGGCAUCAGCUAUUGUGUGGAAAAUGUUAAUUACUGAUUGAUCCUGAUCUCACAUACCUCUUCAGUUUUCUUCCAACUCUUGAGUCAUCCUGGAAACAGCAGUGACAAAUCUACCAUCUUAUAAUCUCUUCAGUUCCUGCAGCCAAAAAAGCUUCUUUAUGGAAAUAGUGGAAAUGCCAUCUUUCUAUAGUUACACAUUUUAUUCCAGAUGCAUCAUAAAGAGUCUCUGCAAAGGGCUGUGUCUCUUUGUCAGAUGGGUUUAUUAGAACUCAUAUACUCAGAUGACAAGAAUUUCAUCACUUGUUUAUUGUGGUUUUUUGGAGGUUAUCCAUAAGUAUUUGUUAAUACCACAAAAGAUACGCUAUUUCAGAAGUAUCAGCCAAUUCUUAAUUAGAAUUCCUGGCACCUUCUAUUUUUUCACAGAGUAUCUAUAUCUAUAUCUAUAUAUCACAAUUUUAUCUAUUGUCAAGAGAGUUGUAUUAAGAGAAAAGUAGAUGGUUCAGAACUAUAUUUAUCUUUCUGUCUGUCCAUUUUGAUAACUAUUUUUUAAACCGCAGGGUGGGGGUGAGAGAACAUUCUUUUAAAGUGAGUUUGGAAAGGGAAGCAUUUGGCUUUCUAAUUGUUUGUAUGUACCUGUGUACAGAUUUUGAAGUGGAAAGAUUAGUUAAGGGCAUAGUGUGGGGAGGUUUGGUUUUCAAAUUACUCUUAGAAGAGUUUGUAAUGGAAAUUCAAUAAUGGUAGACCAGGUUCUCUAUAAGAGCAGUUUCCAACUGUGAUGGUUGAAGAUCAUGAGACUUGGUCUGUCCUAUCUGGAGGACACCAGGUCUGAAGCCUUUUCCAGGGUGUAUUUGGAGCAACCGUGUGGUCCAAUAGGCCAUAUGUUGCCUUGUUCUGAAGGUGUUCCCUAGAAUGUGCCUUGGAAUUCUUGAAAUCUUUCCAGGACAUGCUAACCGCUACUGAGGAGUUCCUUAGAAUAUGAAUAACUGCAAAGUGGGCUCUGUAAGAGCAAACAAACACACUGAUACCAAUAAGAAGGAUUAAAGCAGAGAUUUGAUGAGGAGGCCAGACCAGACGCUGAACUUGGGUAUCUGUAGAUCUAUCAAUGACUUCACUAAAAUUAGAGACCACUGAGGUUUAAAUUAGAAUGUCAGAAAAUAUGUAAGUUAAAACCUUGCAUAUGGUUCAGUCAUGAUGAAAAAGAGGAGCAGGGUAAGGAACCCAGUUAAAAAAGCAAAAGAGGAAUAUGCCUGAAGAACCCAGGAUCUUUCCCAAUUCAUAGGUUUACCUCCUCACAAUUUGUACUGUAUUCCCAAAUGAUUUUUCUAUGUACUAGCAGGAGUCUCAUGUAGUAUGUAACCCCCUAAUUAAAUUACCUGGGGAAUUGACUGCAGGGAGAUAAGCUAUGAGCAGGAUUUCACCAUCCAUGUGCCAACUUGCUUUUAACUCACUCUCUGCUCCCACUUUUCUAUGUGAUUGGUGUAGAAGUGAGUUUAAACGAUAUGCUACAUUUAUGCCCAAAAGGGCCCUGUUGGAUUAGGCUUCAUUCCUUGACAUAUUUUGUAGUGAUGGGAUAGAAUCUGCUCUCAUAGGGAAUUAAGCAAGACCACAUGGAUUUAUUCUGGCAAGAAAGAGAUGAAACUGGGUAGAAGAUUGAAGAUUUGACCAAUAGUAUUGUAGAUAGCAGAUUUGGGAGGGCUUUAAAAGCAAAUGUUUAUAGCCAGAAAGAUAUGGUUUAUUUUUAAUCAUCCUGUUGUGUAGCAUUAAUAAUAACGAUGAUUAUAUUAUUGCUGCACUUCCAUAUUGCCUCCUCCUGGGAGAAAUCUAAGUGCUUUACAAGGGGUGGUUUACAGAUUUAUUUAAUAAAUUAGGCACUUUGUGUAAUCAGCAAUCUGCAAAACAAUCAGGUACAGUUCAUGAGUGUUACUAUUCAAAUCAUGUGUAAAUCAUAUGUGACUUUUGUAUGAAGUAAGCUGUGCUUUAAAGCAAACUGUGAGUACAGCAUCCAUAAGCCUAUAUAUAUAUAUAUAUAUAUAUAUAUAUAUAUAUAUAUAUAUAUAUAUAUGCACAAAACAGAUGGAAAACAAGACUACAUUGUGGCUGAGCACGAAGCAUUCGAGCAGCUGAUGUGUAAAAAAUGAAGAGUGAUUUGUGGCACGUUUAUGUAAUGCCACUAGUACAUCAAGAGUAAGUAUUUGCAUUGUAAUGGAUUUGUAAUGUACUUUCAUAAAAUAACCUGUGGUUUUAUUUUAGCCAUCCUACAUGCAAACCACGGGUAAGCCAUGAAUAGCCACCAGUAAAACUGCAAACAUUGUUUCUUGUAAAGUGUAAGUGAAAUGUGGUUAUACUUUGAGUACACCAUAUGCAAACAAUGAAUAGAUCAUGUAAGCCAUUAUUGACCUACGGUCAAGCCAUGUGGAAGCCGAUAUAAUGUUUAAACCAUUUUGGUAUGGUUUUUUUUAAAUAACUGGCUUUCCACAUUAAACCUCUCUAUUUUUCUCAUGCAGGUGCCAUUGGGCUUGCCCCAGUUUUAUUGAGAGCACCCAGCAGAGUAGCUUUACAAGAAUCUUGUCUAGGACAAACGACUGCUUUGACACUCUCCCUCCUGAAGCUUGGUCUUCAGGGUUAAUUGUUUGAAAGUCCUAGCAGGACUUAGGAGGGUGUGGCUCCCAGAGCCAAACAGUAGCACUACAGUCCUAGACUUCUUUCCUCACUUCAACUUGUGCAGCUUUCAGAAACUUUGUGCUAGAGUAAGACAAUGUUUUGUAGCCAUAUAGUAGUGCUGACACAUAUGACAAAGAUAUCCCUGCUAUGGUGGCAUGUUCAAGGGAUAAUUGCAAAAGGACUGUUGAAGAAUAUUGCAAAAAUUUUACACAUGCACACCUAAAUCUCCAGAAUACACACACAAAGGUAUAUGUUUAUAUUCCUUCCAUUAGUAGCUCUUCAGGAUUCAUAGAGCUAUGGAUUCCUUUAUCUUCAAAAAAGGGAGAACAGGAUAAUUAUUCUGAAAAGUGCUUAAUGUCCUCUAAACAACAUUAAUAGAAAUAAUUGUUAUUUGGA